Molecule: messenger RNA, 5774 nt
Organism: Phyllostomus hastatus (greater spear-nosed bat)
Lineage: Eukaryota; Metazoa; Chordata; Mammalia; Chiroptera; Phyllostomidae
Gene: NR3C2
Product: nuclear receptor subfamily 3 group C member 2
Exons: 9
Coding region: 255-3212 (985 amino acids)
Biological process (GO): regulation of DNA-templated transcription
Molecular function (GO): DNA-binding transcription factor activity; sequence-specific DNA binding; zinc ion binding
Source: RefSeq, a predicted model, not a curated record
GUCCUCCCCGCCCCUCCGCGCCCGGGGUGUCAUUGGACGGGGGAGAAGCGAGCCAACUUCUGGCUGCUUGGAGGAAGCCGGUGCAGUCACCUGGGUGCGAGAGCCUUGCUGCCUCGGGCUCUCCCGCUGCAGGGGGAGCGGCACUCGCUGGCCUGGAUGUGGUUGGAUUUAGGGGGGCUCCGCAGCAGGAGUGUCGUUGCGUUGGCGAGUGCUGCAACAGGUAGACGCGGAGACGGACCCCGGCCGAGGCAGCUAUGGAGACCAAAGGCUACCACAGUGUCCCCGACGGUCUAGAUAUGGAAAGACGGUGGGGCCAAGUUUCUCAGGCUGUGGACCGUUCUUCCCUGGGACCCACAGAGAGGACCGAUGAGACUAACUACAUGGAGGUUGUCAAUGUAAGCUGUGUUUCCGGUGCUAUUCCAAACAACAGUACUCAAGGAAGCAGCAAAGAAAAACACGAACUACUCCCUUGCCUUCAGCAAGAUAACAAUCGGUCUGGGAUUUUAACAUCCGAUGUCAAAACCGAGCUGGAGUCCAAGGAGCUCUCCGCGACUGUCGCCGAGUCCAUGGGUUUGUACAUGGACUCCAUCAGAGAGGCCGACUACCCCUACGAUCAGCAGAACCAACAAGGAAGCCUGAGUCCAGCGAAGAUUUAUCAGAACGUUGAACAGCUGGUAAAAUUCUACAAAGAAAACGGCCAUUGUCCUUCCGCGCUAGGUAUGAGCAGGCCCUUGAGAUCAUUUAUGGCUGACUCGGGGAGCUCUGUAAAUGGGGGGGUCAUGCGCACCAUAGUUAAAAGCCCUAUCGUGUGUCACGAGAAGAGCUCAUCCGUGUGCAGCCCGCUGAACCUGACGUCCUCCGUGUGCAGCCCUGCUGGAAUUAGCUCUGUGUCCUCCACCUCGGCCAGCUUUGGCAGUUUCACAGUGCACAGCCCUGUCACCCAGGGGACUCCCUUGACGUGCUCCCCAAAUAUUGAGAGCCGAGGUUCCAGGUCACACAGCCCAGCACAUGCCAGCAAUGUGGGCUCCCCUCUCUCAAGUCCAUUAAGCAGCAUGAAAUCCCCAAUUUCCAGCCCUCCAAGCCACUGCAGUGUAAAAUCUCCAGUCUCCAGUCCCAACGUGACUCUGCGAUCCGCCGUGCCCAGCCCGGCAAAUAUCAACAACUCAAGGUGCUCUGUUUCCAGCCCUUCCAACACGAAUAACAGAUCCACACUUUCCAGCCCCACUGCUAGCACUGUGGGAUCCAUCUGUAGCCCCGUAAACAGCGCCUUCAGCUACGCUGCUUCUGGCACCCCCGUGGGAUCCAGCGUGGCCCGAGACGUGGCUCCCAGCCCAGACACACACGAGAAAGGUGCUCAUGAGGCCCCCUUUCCCAAGACUGAGGAAGUGGAGAAUGCCAUCUCCAACGGUGUCACUGGCCAGCUUAACAUCGUCCAGUAUAUAAAACCAGAGCCAGAUGGAGUUUUUAGCAGCUCCUGUCUAAAAGGAAACAGCAAAAUAAAUUCCGAUUCCCCAUUCUCAGUACCAAUCAAACAAGAAGCAACCAAGCAUUCGUGUUCAGGCACCUCUUUCAAAGGGACUCCGACAGUAAACCCGUUUCCACUGAUGGACAGCUCAUAUUUUUCCUUUAUGGAUGAUAAAGACUAUUAUUCUCUAUCAGGAAUUUUAGGACCACCUGUACCCGGCUUUGAUGGUAGCUGUGAAGGCAGUGGCUUCCCAAUGGGGAUUAAACAAGAACCAGAGGAUGGGGGCUAUUUUCCUGAGGCCAGCAUCCCUUCAUCUGCCAUCGUUGGUGUGAAUUCGGGUGGACAGUCCUUUCACUACAGGAUUGGUGCUCAAGGUACAAUAUCUUUGUCACGAGCGGCGAGAGACCAGUCUUUCCAACACCUGAGCUCCUUUCCUCCUGUCAAUGCACUGGUGGAGUCGUGGAAGUCACACAGUGACCUGUCGUCGAGAAGAGGCGAUGGGUAUCCAGUCCUAGAGUACAUUCCAGAAAACGUAUCAAGCUCUACUUUACGAAGUGUUUCUACUGGAUCCUCAAGACCUUCCAAAAUAUGUUUGGUGUGUGGGGAUGAGGCUUCAGGAUGUCAUUAUGGGGUAGUAACCUGUGGCAGCUGCAAGGUGUUCUUCAAAAGAGCAGUGGAAGGUAAAUGUUCAUGGCAACACAACUAUUUAUGUGCCGGAAGAAAUGAUUGCAUCAUUGACAAGAUUCGGCGGAAGAAUUGUCCUGCCUGCAGACUUCAAAAAUGUCUCCAAGCCGGAAUGAAUUUAGGAGCCCGGAAGUCCAAGAAGCUGGGAAAGUUAAAAGGGAUUCACGAGGAGCAGCCGCAGCAGCAGCCCCCGCCCCCACCCCCGCCGCCCCAGAGCCCCGAGGAGGGGACAACCUACAUCGCGCCCGCUAAAGAGCCCUCCGUCAACACAGCGCUGGUGCCCCAGCUGUCCGCCGUCUCCCGGGCCCUCACGCCUUCCCCCGCUCUGGUCCUGGAGAACAUCGAGCCCGAGGUCGUGUACGCGGGCUACGACAACUCCAAGCCCGACACGGCCGAAAACCUGCUGUCCACCCUGAACCGCCUGGCGGGCAAGCAGAUGAUCCAGGUCGUGAAGUGGGCAAAGGUAAUUCCAGGAUUUAAAACCUUGCCUCUCGAGGACCAAAUCACCCUGAUCCAGUAUUCGUGGAUGUGUCUCUCGUCAUUUGCCUUGAGCUGGAGGUCGUACAAACACACGAACAGCCAAUUUCUCUACUUCGCCCCAGACCUCGUCUUCAAUGAAGAGAGGAUGCACCAGUCCGCCAUGUAUGAGCUCUGCCAGGCGAUGCACCAGAUCAGCCUCCAGUUCGUCCGGCUGCAGCUCACCUUUGAAGAGUACUCCGUCAUGAAGGUCCUGCUGCUGCUGAGCACGAUUCCAAAGGACGGCCUCAGAGGCCAAGCCGCGUUUGAAGAAAUGAGGACGAACUACAUCAAAGAGCUGAGGAAGAUGGUGACCAAGUGUCCCAACAACUCUGGGCAGAGCUGGCAGAGGUUCUACCAGCUGACCAAGCUCCUGGACUCCAUGCACGAUCUGGGGAGCGACCUGCUGGAGUUCUGCUUCUACACCUUCCGAGAGUCCCAGGCCCUGAAAGUGGAGUUCCCCGCGAUGCUGGUGGAGAUCAUCAGCGACCAGCUGCCGAAGGUGGAAUCCGGGAACGCCAAGACCCUCUACUUCCACAGGAAGUGACGGACCCGUCCCAGCAGAACUUUGCCUUAAGUUUCCCUGUGUUAGUCGACACCCACGAAGGACCCGAGAAAUCAUAUUUUUCACAUGGGACGGUUGAUUCACACUCAUUCAGCAGUUUUUCACUGUAAAGUCAUGUCAAGGGUUUGGAGCCAGGGAAGCACUCAGAUGUGAAUUUGGCGAGACCCAGACAGCCGAAAAGAAAGGACUCUUCCCUCUCCGGUCCCCAGCGCUUAGAAACACGUUCCCGAUCCUCUGGAUGAAAAGCCAUAUCUAGUCAAUAACUCUCUGAUUUUGAUAUUUUAACAGACGGAAGUUUUAACUAUGCCAUGUAGUUUCUGGUAUCGUUCGCUUGUUUUAAAAGGGUUCAAGGACUAACGAACUUUUUAAAGCUUACCCUUGGUUUGCACAUAAAACGUAUAGUCUAUAUGGGGCAUUAAUAUUCUUUUGUUAUUUAAAAAACAAAAAAGAAAAAAAUCUAUACAGAUUCCUGCUGUGUAAUAACAGAGCACGUGGUGUGGAACAGCGCCCCCUCUGGCUGGCAUUCGCCCACGUUCCUCUGCACCAUGGGCAUCCACACCUUUAGGUCUGUUUGUUAAUUAGGAUGGAUAAGAUGUUAAAACAAAUGCCUUGGUUUCAAUUUCUAGUAUCUAUUGUGUUGGCUUUACAAAUAAUUUUUUUGCAGUCUUUUGCUGUGCUGUACAUUACUGUAUGUAUAAAUUGUGAAGGACCUGAGUUAUAUAAGGUAUAAGGAACUUUUGUAAAUGAGACAAAAAAAAAAAAACAGUGGUUAAUAGGAAGAAUGGGAAGUAUUUUUGAAAGAAUUCUAUUUUGCUGGAGACUAUUUAAGUACUAUCUUUGUCUAAACAAGGUAAAAAAAAUUUUUUGUAAAGUGAAAUGUUCUGCAUGCCUAAUGAACCGUUUACAGUGUAUUUAAGAAAGGGAAAGCUGUGCCUUUUUUAGCUUCAUAUCUGAUUUACCAUUUUACAGUCCCUGUUGUAAAUAACCACGUGGAAUCCUCCUGGGUGGUCUUCAAGCCUUUCUACUUUUCCUGUGCAUUUGUUUUGUCCUUGGUCUCCCGCACGGGGUGUUCGAGGGACUUGAGCGUCUGUUCUGGCUCCUGCUUUGCCCUACUGCUUUCAGGGAACCACUGGCCGUGGUACCUGGGCACUGGAAGGCGCCCCCUCACAACACACACGCAGGAGGAAGCCCCGCGAGCACACAGCUCUUGAAUAGCCGGCUCUUCUCCACUGUCCUCCAGAAGCCGACUCAGCUGUAGGCGAGUAGAGACUGUGGAAACGCAAGGGCUCAGCGAGCAUAGUCUCUUCCCAUUUCAGAAAAAUGAAAUUUCCUCCUUUGGGAAAAAAAAUCCCAGGCACUCGCUACGCCUGUGAAAGGUGACAGCUCCCAGCUGGUCUCAGGAGAGGGGCUGGCUGCCCCCGGACCCAGCCUCGGGAACACGCGGGCCUUUGCGGGGCACUCUGGGACAAGGCAUGUGGGCGCGGGCAGAAGGGCGGCGUGGAGACCGCACAAUCGUUAGAGGGUUUUUACAUUUUUAAAAGGUAGGUUUUAACAAUACAUUUUAUACAGCAACAGUUUUGGGGGGAGAAAAACUACAGAUGAUAUAAGCAAGACAGUGGCACUAAAAUUUGUAAUCCAUUACUCUGUUUGGCACUGAGGCAGUGUAUGGCUUUUCUCUGCCCCACAUCGCAAAACAUCUAUCUCUUUGGGGGAGUGUAACAAUAGGAUCGCACUAAAUAAACUACUUUGAAUAGAGGCCAAAUUAAUCUUUUGGAAGUGAUGAUCAUCAUCACGCACUCAGUGAAACUGCAUUGUUUCCCAAGACCGAAAAGCUCUAGCUGGAGAAACCCACGGCCAGGGGAAGGCAGCGUCGGGAGCCACGCUUCUCUGCAGGGCUCACCCCGCAGGCAACGUGGCCUUGUCUUUCCAAAGGCACCAGCCCUGUGCCAGGGGGCACCUGUCAAAGGGGCACUCAGAGGGAGUCUUUCGUACAUAAUUUGCAAUUUCAGGAAUUUAAUUUAUAGGCAGGUCUUUAACUACAGCUAACUUACUUACAUGCACAGCAAUAGGAAAGCCACACUCGGAAGGGUAUAAAUACACAGCAUGCAGACUGGGAGUUUCUAGGGGGGGGAAAAAGGCGUACAUGAGCAGCUUCUCGCUCAGACGUGCUUUUCACAAAAUCAGAAUUUCGAUGUAACCGGGUUUGCGGUGGAGACGGUCUGCAUCAGCUUUUUCUAUUAACAAAGUUACUGGCUCUGUGUGUGUCUCCGGGUAACUUUGCUUGAUUAAACAGCAAAGCCAUAUUCUAAACUCACUGUUGAAUGCCUGUCCCAGUCCAAAUUGUCUGUCUGCUCUUAUUUUUUGUACCAUAUUUCUCCUAAAAAUCUUGGUUUGGUACAAUUCAUAAUUCACCGGAACUUCAUAUAAUUAAAAAAACACACUAAAUUAGUUUAAAAUGAAGCAAUUUAUAUCUUUAUGCAAAAACAUAUGUCUGUCUUUGCAAAGGACUGUAAGCAGAUUACAAUAAAUCCUUUACUUUAAUCA